UCGGCUUGGCCCCACCUCCCUCACAUUACAGAUGCACUUCUCACGAGCAGAGCAGACUUUGCAUUUUAUCACUCCACCUUUGAGAGGCGCAGAACACAGCAGCCAGACAUGUCUGAGAAGAUUUCCCAAACCGAUUCAUCUGCUGUUCUCUUCAAGAGAAAAGGGGGAACGGAAUAUCAGCGAACAUGUCGUCUGGACACAACCCAUGCGCAGAGCGUCCUGCAUGUUGUUGGCACCUCUUUAAAGGCGAACCUGAACAGGAGUGCCCCUCCUGGCUCCAAGUUCUUCUCUGUGAAGUGCACUGCCAAUGUUAAAUACAGUGUAAGCCCUACACCUGGGGAGACAUCCGUUGUGUCUCCUGUACCUCUCAGUGGAAACUCAGUACUACUCAUCAGUAUGAGUCAUGCCAGUCAAGAAGAAGCUGAAGAAAAGCUGUCUGUCCGCUACUACGACAAAAAGAAAAAGGUCUUGGGGAAUGCUGUUCUGCACCUGACGGCUGUUGAGAUCUCUCUCGACGUGGAUGCUGACAGAGAUGGCGUUGUGGAGAAAAACAACCCAAAUAAGGAAUCCUGGAAAUGGGGUCCUAAUGGGCACGGGGCAAUACUUUUGGUCAACUGCGACUCAGAAAAGACCCACGACAAGACACCAGACAGUGAGGAGGUCCGCAUCUCCAGAGUGUCAGAUCUUAAGGACAUGUCGCUCAUGGUGCUGCGGACCAAAGGCCCUGCCCAACUGCCAAAAGGCUACAAACUCACCAUGCACAUCUCUCAGGGAGAUGCAGAGAGUGUUCGAGUCUUCAGAGCUCGAUCCUCUGAAGUGGUUAAGAGCAGCCUGAAGAAACUUUUUAGUGCCUUUGUAAAGGACUAUCCACUGGUGCUAAGCAGUGAGGUGCUGUCCCAGGAAGUGCCUUACCUUGGAGGCUCAGGAGAAAUGAACUUUUAUGUGGAGGGCUUGAGGUUUCCUGACAAGGACUUUGAUGGGCUCAUAAGCAUCAACCUCAGCUUACUCGAGCCAAUUUCUGAGGGCAUACCUGAGACGCCCAUUUUCACAGACAAAGUGGUGUUCAGAGUGUCGCCGUGGAUCAUGACACCCAACACCCUCCAGCCUCUGGAGGUGUUUGUCUGCAGUACAUCUGAUAACAUUCAGUUCCUCAAAGGAAUGAAGAACCUUGUUACAAAGAACGGGUGCAAGCUGAAGGUCUGCCACGAGUACAUGAAUAGAGGAGACCGGUGGAUGCAAGAUGAACUGGAAUUUGGUUACAUUGAUUCACCACAUCACAAUUUUCCUGUGGUUCUGGAUUCCCCUAGAGAUGGAGCUUUGGAUGACUUCCCAUAUGAUGUACUACUGGGCCCUGACUUUGGGUAUGUGACCAGGGUGGCUCGCAGAAGAGAUGUGAGCAGUCUGGACUCGUUCGGUAAUCUGGAGGUCAGCCCCCCUGUCACGGUGAAUGGAAAAAGCUACCCUCUGGGCAGAAUCCUCAUUGGGGUUGCAUUCCCAACGGCAACUAAGGGACGAAACAUGACUAAAGUGGUUCAAGACUUCUUGUGGGCUCAGAAGGUUCAGGAACCUGUUGCCUUGUUUUCUGACUGGCUCCACGUUGGCCACAUUGAUGAAUUCAUGACCUUUGUCCCAGCUCCCGACAGAAAGGGCUUUCGACUACUGCUGGCCAGCCCAGACGCAGGCUACAAAAUAUUUAGAGGACUGCACAAUGAUGGACAUGGAGAAGCCAAAAUGUUUGAUGGUGUGAAAAAUGAAGAUCCAGUGACAGUGGAUGACAUACUCAGUGAUGAAACUCUCAGAGCUGAAAAUAACUAUGUGCAGAGCUGCAUUGACUGGAACAGGGAUGUACUGAAAAGUGAGUUGGGCCUGGAUGACGAUGACAUUAUUGACCUGCCCAUUCUUUUCAAACUGAUGGGCGAGGAAGAUGAGUACAGAGCAGUGGCCUACUACCCUGACAUGGUCAACAUGAUUGUCUUGGGGAAAGAUCUUGGGAUUCCAAAGCCGUUUGGUCCCAAGGUGAAUGGACGCUGUGCCCUCGAGGCCGAGAUGUGCUCUCUGAUGGAGGGCCUGGGCCUCAACUGCACCUUCAUCGACGACUUUGCCUCCUACCACAAACUGCUGGGAGAGGUGCACUGUGGCUCCAACGUCCGUAGAAAGCCGUUUGACUUCAAAUGGUGGAAAGUUGAGCUGUGAAUUGUAUGCUGAAACUGAGAAAGGUCAAAAGUACAAUCCUUAUAGAUUCAGUGCUUAAUUAAUUAAUCAUUGCAUAAUUUUUGACAAAUUAAAACAAUCAGAGGUGCAUGAAAAGCUAUUUCUAGUUUUAUUAUUUGAAUCAGUGUAAAUCUACAGUUAAGAGUGGAUCUAACUCUGCGUGAUUUAAAAAGAUUGCACAAUAAUCAGGAAAGCUACACAGCAUGUAUUCCUGUAAAUUCCUUUAUAGCUGGGAAGCGUAUCAAUUUACAAUCAGAGACUUUUCAGCUGUUGCCAGCUUUAUGGCUAAAAAGGAAUGUGUACCAAGGCAAUUGUCUAAUAUGCUCAGAUCAGUACUCAGCGGUGCCAAAUUUUUAAGGAAACUAUGAUAAAAGGACUUUCUGAACAUCUUGAGGAUUACUACCUAAAAUAAGCAGGUGGAAGUCAAAAAGUUCCACAACACAGUAAACAGAUUGGUUGUUAAACAUCAAUAUAAAUGAUGGAUUAAACAGAAUUGAACAUGUCUACAUACACAGAAAAUUGUUUAAAUGCUUCAGUAAUUGAAAUACUUAAUAUAUAAACAAUUAACAUGUGAAUUGUAUCAUGUUACUUCAUUAUUAUUGUAGCACAUUAUGAAUUUGAUUUAUCUGUCAAACUUACCUAUCUAAGACUGCUGGUAAGACUAAGAUUGUUAUAGAUGAGGUGAUCUGCUAUAUAGGUUAACAAAUCAAAUGUUAAGGUCUGUUUACUGAGAUGAGAUGUCAGUUUAAACUAAAUUGAUUUUAAAUUUUAAAUAACGACUGCAGGUAAAACUGAAAAAAGUAAAACAGAUUAUGAUUCAAGCCUAGUUAUAAAAUAAGAUUUGUUUUAUUAAUUUGUCUAUUUACUAAUAAAUAUUUCUUAGUUAAUGUAUUUGUAUUGAUUAUAGUAUAAAAAUGCAUUUGACAAAUUUAUUUGGAUUGUAGCACUUUUGGCUUUAUAUACUGUCAAGCAUAUUUUUGCUGCCAAUAACCAAAAGGAGGUAUCCUUAAUGUUAAAGGAGUGGAAUAUCUUGUUUCUGUGGGGUUUCUUCUCUUAUCUAUUUUCUUUUUAAAAUAGUAACUUACUAUCAUUGUUGGCAUUGUAUCCGUUAGCCAUUAUUGAGACUAAAUUACUUAAGGGCUUGUGGUGUUCAUAAUCCUAUUUACUAAAGGUUUCUUGAUGUCAUUUACAAAAAAGAUAAAAAGAAAUAUUCAAAUCAAGUCUUUUUAAUAAGAGUUUAAGCAAAAACUUGACAAAAACAGAAAUAGAUUAAUUUGAAUUAAGCACAACAAAGCUUUUUUUCCCCCAGUGUGUAAGUGACUAAUGGAAAAUGGUAUGCGAUGCAAACACAUACAGUAGAUUGAUGGUACCUCGCCCUUUGAAAUGUGCCUUAACAAUUACACAACAUACACAAGUACCAGACUUAAUCCACUCAAGUCUUCUCAGUAUAUAAAGUUUUUGUUCUGUAAAAAUCUACUUAAUGGACAUUUUUGCAUUAUAUCUAGUAGUGUUUCAUUUCUGUCACUUUAUUUUCUCACUAUAUAGGGCUUUACUUAUUACAUUAUAUACUUUUCUCGGGCGUUAAUGUCUUAUAGACCUUUUUCUAAAAUUUGUAUGCAAUGGGAAUGCUGUCGAUUGCUAACUACAUAAUAAAUAUAAACUUCUACUGAAAUGAAA
This is a messenger RNA of Fundulus heteroclitus (mummichog), 3888 nucleotides long. Its product is annotated as protein-arginine deiminase type-2. The coding region runs from base 109 to 2193 and encodes 694 amino acids. The record is from RefSeq and is a predicted model, not a curated record. The transcript has 16 exons. Lineage: Eukaryota; Metazoa; Chordata; Actinopteri; Cyprinodontiformes; Fundulidae. Gene Ontology annotation, cellular component: cytoplasm. Gene Ontology annotation, molecular function: protein-arginine deiminase activity; calcium ion binding.